This is a messenger RNA of Helianthus annuus (common sunflower), 1287 nucleotides long. RefSeq names its product trans-resveratrol di-O-methyltransferase. NCBI's taxonomy places the organism in Eukaryota, Viridiplantae, Streptophyta, Magnoliopsida, Asterales, Asteraceae. The transcript is spliced from 3 exons. The record is from RefSeq and is a predicted model, not a curated record. Gene Ontology annotation, biological process: methylation. Gene Ontology annotation, molecular function: S-adenosylmethionine-dependent methyltransferase activity; protein dimerization activity; O-methyltransferase activity. Bases 73 to 1017 code for a protein of 314 amino acids.
GAGAAGGUGUGCAUGUUCACAACGUAUCAGUUUGUCUCUCAAAUAUAAAGAGAUUGUAAGAAAGUCAAAAGGAUGGCAUUGCAAAAUGGUGAGCUAUCUAAAGAGCUACUUGAUUCUCAAGCUCACAUAUGGAACCAUAUUUUCAGCUUUAUAAACUCCAUGUCACUUAAGUGUGCAAUUCAGCUACAAAUACCUGAUAUUAUCCAUCGCCAUGGUGCACCAAUGCUGCUUUCCGAGUUAGUCGAAGCCCUCGCCAUAAACCAGGAGAGAACUCCAUUUGUCUAUCGGCUUAUGCGCAUCCUUGUUCACUCCGGUUUCUUUGUGAAACAAAGUGUAUCAACACCCGGAGGCAAUGAUGAGGAGGGAGGAGAAGGCUAUUUGCUAACUCCUGUUUCUCGAUUGCUACUAAAGGAAGAGCCAUUAAGUGUUAGGCCCCUUUUGCUAGCCAUGUUGGAUCCAAUGUUGAUGGAUCCAUGGCAACACUUGAGCAAAUGGUUCCAAAACGACGAUGUCACCCCCUUUCACACAACCCAUGGGAAGAUGUUUUGGGAUCUGGCAGGCCAAGAGCCGAAGCUUAAUCAGUUCUUUAAUGAAGGGAUGGCUAGCGAUGCAAGGCUUGUCACAAGUGUCAUUCUUAAAGAUUGUAGGGGUAUUUUUGAAGGGUUAGAUUCAAUUGUUGAUGUUGGGGGUAGUAGUGGGACUGUUGCUGAAGCUAUUGCCAAAGCAUUUCCCAAUAUUAGGUGCAUCAGUUUUGAUCUUCCUCAUGUAGUUGAUGGUUUGGUUGGGAGUAACAACUUAACUUUUGUUGGUGGAGACAUGUUUGAAGCCAUUCCGAGAGCCGAUGCUGUUUUGCUUAACUGGAUUCUACACGACUGGAGUGAUGAAGAAUGCAUGAAAAUACUGAAGCAAUGCAGAAAAGCAAUUCCGAGCAAGGAAAAUGGAGGAAAACUGAUUAUCAUGGACAUGGUCGUGAAGGCAGAGAAAGGAGUGAGAAAGAUGGGCAAAGCUCUUCUUUGAUGCUGGCUUUGGCGAUUACAAAAUAACUCCGAUUUUAGGGCUAAGAUCUCUAAUUGAAGUUUAUCCAUAGUUAAGUUACAUUGCUCUCUAUACAACAUAAUUUCUCAUCAAGAAAACAUGAAACUUCUUAGCAUGUUCUUGUCUUUCUAUCCGCGUUGUCGUUCUUCGUCAUUUUAGUUUCAUGAAAAUAAAUGUUCUUGUAUGUGAUUCUUUUGUAUCAAUUCUUGAGGAUAUGUGAAGUAUGGGUGUGCUAAAGGCCUCAAAGUUUUA